Molecule: messenger RNA, 576 nt
Organism: Hyaloperonospora brassicae
Lineage: Eukaryota; Oomycota; Peronosporomycetes; Peronosporales; Peronosporaceae
Source: the annotation of a GenBank genome assembly
AUGUCCACAGUGGAAGGGGAACCGCGGGCAGUGCUGAUCCCGAUCGCCGAUGGGACCGAAGAGAUUGAGGCCAUUGCAGUGGCGGACGUGCUGACCCGCGGGGGAAUGAAAGUGACGUUGGCCGCUGUUGGCCGCAAGCUGCAGAACAUUGUGACCAUGUCGCAAGGCACGAAAGUGCAGGGCGACAUGGCGAUUGAAGCAUGCGUUGACCUCAGCUUUGACCUCAUCGUGUGCCCUGGAGGCCCUGGCGCCCAGCACCUUCACGAUUCGGCCGAGCUGAUAACGAUGCUGCAGAAGCAGAAGCGCCACGGCCGAUUCUACGGUGGCAUUUGUGCGGCGCCAGCUGUUGUGCUGCUCCCGCAUGGUCUGCUCGAUUCGGGUCCGGCGACAACGUACCCGAGCUACAGUUCCAAGAUGACGGGGGUGGACUACCGCCCCAACGAGCGCGUUGUAGUGAAUGGCACGUGCGUGACGAGCCAGGGCCCCGGGACGGCCAUUGAGAUGGGGCUCAAGCUCGUGGAACUGCUUUGUAGCGCGGACAAGGCCAAGAGCGUGGCUUCGGCUUUGCUCGCGUGA